UAUAUAAAAAUCCCCAUCUCUCUCCCUCUCUUUUUUCUUACCGCUUGAAACUAGAAUCCAUUGAAAGACACUUUUGGGGUUUCGAGCUGUGUUCCUUUUAAGGCUAGGUCAACGAUAGCGGCCCCUCUCAAUUUCCAUCUCUCCUUCUUCUUCUCUUUCUUCGUUAUUCACUUCCUUUUAUAGUCACCAACCCUUUUGAUCGUGUUGAAUUCAUUGAAAUCGGUCGUUUUAGGCAGAUUUCUGUGCUGGGUAUCUUUUAAUUUGGUGAUAGAUUUGGAAAGUUGAGAGCUUUUCAGGAAGAUUUUUGGAAAAUUUAGUAGGAUUUUUUUUUUGUAAGUUGCUGCACAGAGAAUUCAUUGAAUCGGUCCCUUCAGGCAAAUUUCUGCGUUGGGUAUCUCUUAGUUUGGUGAUAGCUUUGGAAAGGCGAGAGCUUUUUAAUAAAUGUCCAUUGCAAAUAGUAGGAUUUUUUAAAAGGAUUUUUUUGUUCUAGCACAAAGAAUUCUAGGUCUUGUGAUGGAAUCAAGGAAGGAAGAGAAGGAAAUGGGUGUGGAGACUUCAUCUGGGGCUAAAGAAGCGGGGUUGAGGUCUAGGUUGAAAGGGUUUGGGAGCUUUGGGAGUAGUUUUGGAUCAAAAGAUAUGUUCUUUAGAGCAGAUAAGAUUGAUCUGAAGAGUUUGGAUGUUCAACUGGAGAACCAGCUCAAUAAGGUUUGGAACAAGGGGAAGGGUACUAGUACUGAAAGGCCGAAAGAAGAGUGGGAGAUUGAUUUGUCGAAGCUUGAGAUUCGAUAUGAAGUAGCUCGAGGAACUUAUGGAACUGUUUAUAGAGGCACUUAUGAUGGCCAGGAUGUUGCAGUGAAGCUGUUGGAUUGGGGCGAAGAUGGUCUUGCUACAGAUGCUGAAACUGCUGCUCUUCGGGCAUCUUUUCAAACAGAGGUUGCUGUUUGGCAUAAGCUUGAUCAUCCUAAUGUUACAAAGUUUGUUGGUGCAUCAAUGGGAACAACAGAUCUUAAGAUUCCAAUGAAGCAUCCCACAAGCGACGGUCAGAAUCACCUCCCAGCUCGAGCAUGUUGUGUUGUUGUGGAAUAUCUUACUGGGGGAACAUUGAAAAAGUAUUUGAUAAAGAACAGGCGAAAGAAACUUACCUAUAAGAACGUGAUUCAGUUGGCAUUGGAUUUAGCCAGAGGGUUGAGUUAUCUCCACUCAAGAAAAAUUGUUCAUCGGGAUGUCAAAACUGAAAACAUGUUGCUUGAUUAUCCUAAUAGAACCCUGAAGAUUGCUGACUUUGGAGUUGCUCGUGUUGAGGCUCAAAAUCCUAAGGAUAUGACUGGUGAAACUGGGACCCUUGGUUACAUGGCUCCUGAGGUUCUCGAUGGCAAGCCAUACAAUAGAAAGUGCGACGUGUACAGCUUUGGCAUUUGCUUAUGGGAGAUCUACUGCUGUGACAUGCCAUAUCCCGACCUCAGUUUUGCUGAUGUUUCUUCUGCUGUUGUCCGUCAGAAUCUAAGACCAGAUAUUCCGAGAUGCUGUCCAAGUGCUCUGGCAAACAUUAUGCGAAGAUGUUGGGAUGCAAAUCCGGAUAAAAGACCCGAUAUGGACGAGGUUGUGAAGCUUUUGGAGGCAAUUGAUACCGAUAAAGGACGUGGUAUGAUUGCUGAGGACGAGAAAGUUCGGUGCUGUCCUAUGUUCUUUUCGAGUAAAGGGCGGUAACUCCUGAUUCUUUUGAAGUAUGAACCCUAAUUUUCUCUUUUCUUUUCCUUGGUUAUUGUCAUUUGAGGAGCUUAUACAGUGGCUUUCUUUACAUGGACUUUGUCUUGGAAUUUAUUGGUGGUUCAAGCUUACAUUGCUUGUUUAUCUUUUGGAUUGUUUGGGGGUAUUUAAAUUAUAUCUCUGAUGAGAAUGAUACUGUUCUUGUAAAUGGUUUUAUCCUCCAUUGUUAAUAAAGUUUGUCAGGUGUGACUUUCUUGAUA
This is a messenger RNA of Asparagus officinalis (garden asparagus), 1967 nucleotides long. RefSeq names its product serine/threonine-protein kinase HT1-like. The coding region runs from base 514 to 1707 and encodes 397 amino acids. NCBI's taxonomy places the organism in Eukaryota, Viridiplantae, Streptophyta, Magnoliopsida, Asparagales, Asparagaceae. The transcript is spliced from 6 exons. Gene Ontology annotation, molecular function: ATP binding; protein kinase activity. Gene Ontology annotation, cellular component: plasma membrane. Gene Ontology annotation, biological process: protein phosphorylation. The record is from RefSeq and is a predicted model, not a curated record.